AUGCUCAUCUCAUCUCAUCUCAUCUCACCAAUGAAGGAACAGAAAGAGGUGAAAGAAAAAACAAAAGAUCUGGAGGCAGAUGAUGUCUACCAUUCGAUACAGGGAGACGUGAAGCAGGACUCUGGAUAUUUUUCCAGAUUUAUAGACUCCUUUAAACCUAUGCCGUCUGAUGAAAACGAUAGUGAUAUGGAUACAGGCUUGACGGAUGCCCAGAGAACUGCCAUUAAGACGGCCAGAAAUCCAAUGAAACAGAAACUAAAGUCCCGCCAUUUACAGUUAAUUACCAUUGGUGGCUCCAUUGGAACAGGUUUGUUUAUAGGAACAGGUUCUGCACUGCAUACUGGUGGACCGGCCGCUGUGCUUAUUGCUUGGACUUUGACCGGAACCAUGUUAUACUGCACAAUUCAAGCUUUGGGCGAACUAGCAUCCACGUUUCCCAGAGUUCUUGGUGGGUUCAACACUUACACCUCUCGUUUCGUGGACCCGGCCCUUGGAUUUGCCGUAUCGUGGAACUACAUGCUGCAAUGGUUGGUGUUGCUACCCUUGGAGUUGGUAGCUUCAUCAAUGACCAUCAAAUAUUGGAAUACUUCAGUUCACCCCGAUAUCUGGGUUGCCAUUUUCUAUGUAUUUAUUGUCGUUGUCAAUCUAUUUGGAGUGAAAGGCUACGCUGAAGUGGAAUGUGCGUUUUCAUUAUUGAAAAUCAUUGCCAUUGUUGGUUUCAUUAUUUUGGGUAUAGUGUUGUGUGCUGGAGGUGCCCCCAAUGGCUUGAAUAACGGAGCAAAAUACUAUUAUGACCCGGGAGCAUUUGCAGCUGGCUUCAAAGGUGUCUGUUCGACGUUUAUAACCUCAGCAUUCUCCCUAGCUGGAACUGAGUUUAUUGGAUUGACGGCAACAGAGACAUUGAACCCAAGAAAGACCCUCCCCAGUGCUACAAAGCAAGUUUUCUGGAGAAUUCUGCUGUUUUACAUGGUUUCACUGACUAUCAUUACAUUUUUGGUUCCUUCGAACGAUCCAAGACUUCUCGGGGCUUCCUCAGACGCCAGCGUUUCUCCAUUUGCUAUGGCUAUCGAAGCUGGAGGAAUAUCCGGACUCCCAUCGGUAAUAAACGCAGUUAUUUUAAUCUCCAUCUUGGGAGUUGCCAAUACCUCUGUGUAUGCCACUUCUAGAGUGUUAUUGGGCCUUAGUGCCUCUGGACAUGCACCAAAGAUACUAAGUUUUGUUGACCGGGCCGGAAGACCAAUGGCUGCCACCGCCGUGACCCUAGUGUUUGGCCUUCUGGCCUUCAUUGCCGCUUCUGAAAAAGAAGAUGAAGUCUUCACUUGGUUAUUGAGUAUUUCCGGUAUGAGUGCCAUUUUCACGUGGUUAUUGAUCUGCUUUUCACACAUCCGAUUCCGUUCAGCCCUCAAGGCCCAAGGUCACAACGUGGAAGACCUCACUUUCGUCUCUCAAUCGGGAGUCAUAGGCUCCUGGUACGGAGUGGGCGUUAAUGUGCUGAUCUUUGUAGUGACCUUCUGGGUUGCUCUAUUUCCCAUUGGAGAAAGAGCCAAUGUUGAGUCAUUCUUCGAGAGCUAUUUGGGUUUCGUUGUCUUCUGGGCCUGCUAUUUUGGAUACAAAUUGUGGAGAAAAGACUUCUCUUUCUCGUUCGUCCCCGUGGAGACCAUGGAUAUCCAGAGCGGACGCGUCGACAUGGACGUUGAACUCUUAAAGGAGGAAAUCCGUCAAGAAAAGGAGUUUAUCAGAAGCCAGCCGUUUUACUACCGAACUUACAAGUUCUGGUGUUAA
Molecule: messenger RNA, 1782 nt
Organism: Komagataella phaffii GS115
Lineage: Eukaryota; Fungi; Ascomycota; Pichiomycetes; Pichiales; Pichiaceae
Product: General amino acid permease
Exons: 1
Coding region: 1-1782 (593 amino acids)
Biological process (GO): amino acid transmembrane transport
Cellular component (GO): membrane
Molecular function (GO): amino acid transmembrane transporter activity
Source: RefSeq, a predicted model, not a curated record